Messenger RNA from Drosophila albomicans, 927 nucleotides. RefSeq names its product aminopeptidase N-like. The transcript has 4 exons. Gene Ontology annotation, biological process: proteolysis; peptide catabolic process. Lineage: Eukaryota; Metazoa; Arthropoda; Insecta; Diptera; Drosophilidae. The record is from RefSeq and is a predicted model, not a curated record. The coding region runs from base 1 to 927 and encodes 308 amino acids. Gene Ontology annotation, cellular component: cytoplasm. Gene Ontology annotation, molecular function: peptide binding; metalloaminopeptidase activity; zinc ion binding.
AUGCCUUACAAACAGCUAGGAAAUGAAGUUCUGCUCUUUGCAACUAAGCCUUGGACCUUCUACAUUAACAACAUGGAGAAUUGGGGUCUUAUUAUUUUUAGAGAAGACAUGCUGAUUCAUAAGCCUGGUUACACUGAUGGUCUCAAGAACAUAGAGUUUACAAUUCGAAUGAUUGCACAUGAAAUAGCUCAUAUGUGGUUUGGAAAUAGUGUUACCUUAUCCUGGUGGAGUCAUUUCUGGUUAAAUGAAGGUUUUGCUCGAUUUUACGAGAUCUUUAUGACCGAUCUGAUCUACAGCAAUAAAUAUCACAUGGAAGAACAGUUUGUUGUAGAUAAUCUUCAGAGAAUCCUUGAAAAGGAUGCAGUAGCUACUUCUUUGCCCUUAACUAGUACCGAGAUAGCCAUACAAUCUUCUUAUGUAAUUGACAACGAGUCCAACCUCUUCCCAAAUGACAAGGGUGCUAGCAUCAUUCGAAUGUGGCGAAGUUUAAUGGGAAGCGACAACUUUAACAAAUCUGUCAACAGUUACCUGAAGCAAUAUCAUUUAAAAAACACAAAUCCCAGAGAUUUGUUCGCUCAUCUCAAGCAAAACUGGCCAGCUCAGCCUGAAGUUGAUUUGGAUACGUUCUUUUCAGACUUCACGGAGCAGGUGGGCUACCCAAUGGUCAUUGUGAACAUCACCCAAGAUAACCAAAAAAUAAUCCUACACCAAAAACGUUUUCUAUAUGAUUAUGAAGACGGUAGUGAUGCCACCUUACGUUACACUAUUCCAAUUACCAUCACGAAAAAUCUGGAUCGAAGCUAUUAUAAUCUGACACCUUAUACGUACUUUAAUAAGAAUGAGACUAUGGUUGAGAUCCCAUUUAAAGAACCGAUUGACUGGAUUAUCUUGAACAAUUUUCAAACCAACUACUAUCGAGUUUUUUAA